CAGGGAAAGAGGGUAAUUGGGAGGCACACAUUUUGCGGGAUACCGGGCUUAGAAGGCCUAAGAUCGAACCCGUGAGGACGACCGGUUGAGAUUCACCGUCAUAAAUUUGCGUAAUAAGAGAGCAGUAUAGGCCAAGAUGACCUCACGGUACAGACCAAAUUCGGAAAAUGCUGAUGUGGCAGGGCGUUGCAACCGCGUUCAUGCAACAGAAAAGAUUCCACUUCUUGAGAAUUCAACCAAAUUCAACCCGUGUGCUCUCUCACAUUUUUGUAAGGUUUGUGUUGCAAUCAUUCGUGGCAGCCUUGUUGAGUUCCGCCGCAAAUAGAUUGAAAGGGUGUGCUGCUUUCAGAAAAGCAGUGAAUUUAUUGUGCGGAAUGCGCUGAUUGAUGCAGGAAAAGGUGUGGGAUUCGGCAGGUUGCGGCGGGCUUUCUCUGGUAUGCAUUGAGCGGGCGCCAAGGUAAUCCCCCCAGUUCCUUUCCCAGGAACAAGCAGAAUGGCCUUCAUGGCGCUCAGACGAGACGUCUUCUCGAAGCCGCUGCUGCAGCUGCACCGUGGAUACCGAUCGACCAUCUUCCGAGGGGCAGUGGCUGCGACCGCAGAUAGUCACCCAGGGAAUCAAGCGACCAACGAGUUGAUCGACCUCGAGGAGAAGUUCAGCGCACAUAACUACCACCCUCUCCCCGUCGUCUUUGCCAAGGCCAGGGGGGCGGACGUGUGGGACCCCGAGGGCCGUCACUACCUCGAUUUUCUGAGCGCCUACUCCGCUGUCAACCAGGGCCACUGCCACCCAAAGAUCGUGCAGGCGCUGAUCGACCAGGUGCAGCGCGUGACCCUAAGCAGCCGCGCAUUUCACAACGACCAGCUCGGCCGCUUCGCCAAGAAGCUGACGGCCAUUUUCGGAUACGAGAUGAUGCUGCCGAUGAACACGGGCGCAGAGGGCGUGGAAACGGCGCUCAAGGUUGCGCGCAAGUGGGGCUACCAGAAGAAAGGCAUCCCCAAGGACGAAGCGCUCAUUGUCUCCUGCUGCGGCUGCUUCCAUGGGAGGACACUUGGCGCGAUCUCCAUGAGCUGUGAUAAUGAGGCAAGGAGAGGGUUCGGGCCGGAAGUCCCGGGGCACAUCAAGGUCGACUUUGGGGACAUCGAGGGGCUCAGAGAGACGUUUGAGGAGUACGGAGACAGGAUUGCCGGCUUCAUCUUCGAACCCAUUCAAGGAGAAGCGGGGGUGGUGGUCCCCCCCGAGGGCUACCUGCGGCAGGUGCGCGAGCUGUGCAGCCAGCACAACAUCCUCAUGAUUGCCGACGAGAUCCAGACUGGCAUCGCCCGGACCGGCCGCAUGUUGGCGGUCGACUGGGAGAGCGUGCGCCCCGACGUCGUGAUCUUGGGUAAGGCAAUCGCGGGUGGCGUGUAUCCUGUGAGCGUGGUCCUGGCGGACCGCGAGAUCCUGCUGGUGAUCAAGCCGGGCGAGCACGGGAGCACCUUUGGCGGCAAUCCCGUCGGCUGCGCGGUAGCGUCCGCGGCCCUCGAUGUCGUCAUCGACGAGAAGAUGGCCCAAAGGGCCGACACUUUGGGUGAGGAGUUCCGUUCGCACCUGCAGCGCGUGCAGUCCCGCUUCCCGGACAAGAUCUCGGUCGUGCGGGGCAAGGGCCUGUUAAACGCUGUCGUCAUGAACCAAGCAGGCCUUGGGAAAGUGACGGCCUGGGACGUGUGCGUGGGGCUCAAGGAGCGCGGCAUUUUGGCGAAGCCCACUCACGAAACCAUCAUUCGUCUGGCGCCCCCCCUGACGAUCGAUGGGCGCAAUUUGAAGGACGCGGCGGAUGCGCUGGAGGCGGUCCUAGAGCAUGACCUUAAGGGUCUAGAGCGGCACGCCAAGGCCCGCGGGCCGGCGCACGCGCCCGAGCCGUGCGACCGGUGCGGGAGGGUGGCGGGCCAAGUUGAGACGGACCUAUAAAAAUGAGAACGGGGGCGGGUGGGAGAGAGCUAGAUCGGAGAGGGAGGAAACUCAGCUGGGGUUUUGUACCGAAGGGGGAAUGGCUGAUUGUCUGAGCUGGUUGAUGCCUGCCUUUCUUCAGGCGUUAGCUCUUUUAACGAGCAAUAUAGAGAAUAAAAUCUGGGUCAUAGGUCAAACACUCGUAGAUUUUGAGGGAGAGUGCUUAUAAUCCUCUUACUAAACAUUCGAAGUUUUGCUUAAAAGACAAGCAAGCAAUCCAAGGAGAUAUAUGUUAAACUUGGUGCAUGUAGCCGAGGAACUCAUGCAGCUGCUAUGUUUCCCCUUGCGGCAUGCAGAUCUAG
This is a messenger RNA of Klebsormidium nitens, 2289 nucleotides long. The record is from the annotation of a GenBank genome assembly. NCBI's taxonomy places the organism in Eukaryota, Viridiplantae, Streptophyta, Klebsormidiophyceae, Klebsormidiales, Klebsormidiaceae.